Messenger RNA from Peronospora farinosa, 777 nucleotides. Lineage: Eukaryota; Oomycota; Peronosporomycetes; Peronosporales; Peronosporaceae. The record is from the annotation of a GenBank genome assembly.
AUGAGCUAUCGCGGGGAUGCCCGUCGUGGGGGCAAUGACCGAUACGAAGGAUCUUCUUCUGGCAAAUAUGGUGGAGAACGAAGCCGAGAAUUCUCACGUGAUCAGCCACGCGAACGAGACUCGUAUCGACGCGAUGGAGGACGUGGACGCAACCGUUCUGACAGAGAUGUACCUCGCCGGUCAGAGCUUAACCACGACCUAGAGCGUGAUGGUGACUCAAGUACAUUGUCUGAACAACAAGAUGAGAGUCAACCGAAGGUAUCAAGUGCAUGGGAUCCUGCUAAAGAAGCACUGGAAGAUCCUACGUGGGCUCGUAUCUACAUUUCAAAUCUGCCAUCGGACGCCACGAGCGACGAGUUACAGGAAAUGUUUGGUGCCAUUGGUGUGGUUGCACGUGAAAAGCAAAAGCGCGGGUACAAGGAUCAAUGGCCUUUUAAGAUCAAGAUCUAUACGGAUACAGACGGUCAGCCAAAGGGUGACGCCGUGCUCACGUUCGAAGAUGCAAACGCGGCGCGGACGGCGCCAGAGUUUUUUAAUGGUGCAGAGAUCCGUGGCAAGACUAUCAAAGUAGAGCUUGCUGGUAAACCGGAACCUCCUGUAGGUGGUUGGCAUGGUGGCGGUGGCGGCGGUGGUGGUCGUCGUGGUGGUGGUGGUGGACGUUUUGGAGGAGGAGAUAAAUACGGCGGAGGUGGCUAUAGUCGAUAUGGAGGUGGAGGAGGUGGUGGUGGUGACCGUGACUUCCGUGACCGAUCGGAUCGUCGUUCACGUCCGUACUGA